AUGGACGACACCGAGCGACGCUCCGCCAAGCGCUCGCGAUUCGACCAAACCGAACCCGAGCCUCGCAAGGCUUCAAGAUUCGACCGCCGCUCCAGAUCGCCGCCAGGAAGACGUUCAGAGUCGGCAAGAGAGCGCAGCCCUCUGCCCAAUGAUCAGGCGACGGAGCCGAAGAAGUCGCCUGUAGAUGCUGCUGCUGCGGCUGCUGCUGCGGCCGCGCGAAUCAACGCGCAACUCCAAGCGAAGAAGGGCAUCCAGCAUGUCGACGUUCCCCCGAUCAAGACCGCCGAACCUCCUGCAGGCGGUGCCCAGUCGCCCGAUCCGGCCAACACAAUCAACGGAGAGAUGUACAUCGCCGACGGUGACUUCAUCAAAGACAUUGAAGUCAACGACCUUCGUAACCGAUACCUCUUGACCAAGGGGUCGACUCAGAAGAUGGUAAAUACUCCUAGGUUGACUUUGCAAGAUGUUACUACCCGAGGAAACUACUACCCCGACAAGAGCAUGGCGACUGCGGCGAAUCCGCCUUUGUACUUGCACGUUACCAGUACAUCUAAGACUGGCCUCGAGCAAGCCGUGACAAAGAUUGAGGAACUCAUGAAACAGGAACUUCCCGCUCUGGUUGAUGAGCGUCGUUUCCGUCGACGUGACCAGGAGCAGGUUGAGAGAGACGAAUAUGGCCGACGCAAAUGGCCCGAGGAGAAGAUCCCCAUUGGCUUGGAGUCAGUCCCCGGAUUCAACCUCCGCGCCCAAGUCGUUGGCCAUGGCGGUGCCUACGUCAAGCACAUCCAGCAGGAGACCCAGUGCCGCGUUCAGAUCAAAGGACGUGGUUCCGGAUACCUGGAGGCAGCCACCAAUCGCGAGAGUGAUGAGGAUAUGUACCUCCACGUCGCUGGACCUGACCCUAAGAUGGUCGAGAAGGCCAAGGAGCUUUGCGUAGAUCUGAUUGAAAAUGUCAAGGAGCAGUACGAAGAGUUCAAGAGCAGACCUCCUCGUAGCUACGGUGACCGCGGUAGCUAUGGUGACCGCUCGCGGGGCCACGAUGGCGGCCACGGCGGAUAUGGAGGCCACGGCCAUGGCGGCCACGGCGGUCAUGGCGGGCAUGGCGGUCACGGCGGCGGCGGCGGCGGCGGCGGUGGCGGCUAUGGCGGUCACAACUCUGGACAAUCAGCAAGCCCUGCUCCUCCCGGCGGCUCUAACAGCCCUGCCGCCGGAGCAGACUACGCCGCUCAGUACGCACAGUACUACGGCGGUCAGGAUCCUUACGCUGCCUAUGGUGGCUAUGCCGCCUACGUUCAAAUGUACCAGCAGUACUAUGCUGCCGCGCAAGCACAGCAGCAAGGCUCGCCUGCGCCGCCUGGAGCAGCGGCAUCCCCUCCGCCCCCGCCUCCCAGCGAGGCCGCUCCUCCCCCGCCUCCUCCGAGCUCUGCUCCCCCUCCCCCUCCCUCGGGCGCGCCUCCGGGCACCGGAGGAGGUUAUGGUGCUGUAACCAAUGCGCGGACGAAGAAUAGCGGAAGUAACGCGGAUACGGCAACAAUGAGCCAUCAAAGAUACCCGUCACACGACCCCCUAAAGGAGCCUCACUCCGUCUCCUUGAAAGUACUCAGACUAUCCCGCCCCUCCCUCGUAAUCCAGCACCCGAUCCGGCCCCCGUUGACGCCCUCAAACCUCCCCGCGGACCCGACCCCAGCCUCUCUCGCCUACGACACAACCGCCUCAACGAAUCCCUCCCCCUUCCUCCUCUCCCCGAUCCUCAACCUCCCGCUGAGCUUCGGCUCCGCCUACGUAGGCGAAGUCUUCAGCUGCACCCUCUGCGCAAACCACGAUGUCCCCGAACCCGCAGCGGCCAGCAUCCGCGAUGUCCGCAUCGAAGCGGAAAUGAAGACCCCCGGCGCAAACUCGAUCCAGAAGCUCGACCUCACCCCUCCAGACACCUCCUCCUCCGCCGCGAACAACAACGACGGCGACGACAUGAAGGGAACGGACCUGGAAGCCGGCGACACCCUCCAGCGCAUCGUAAACUUUGAUCUCAAAGAGGAAGGCAACCACGUCCUCGCCGUGACGGUGAGCUACUACGAAGCCACCGAGACCUCGGGCAAGACGCGCACCUUUCGGAAGCUGUACCAGUUCAUCUGCAAAUCCUCCCUCAUAGUCCGCACGAAAAUCGGCCCGCUCGCUCCGGCCGGCGCAAAGAGCGGCGGCGGCGGUCGGCGGUGGGUCAUGGAGGCCCAGCUGGAGAACUGCUCCGAGGACGUGAUCCAGCUCGAAAAAGUGGUGCUGGACCUCGCCGAGGGGCUGGGCUACACGGACUGCAACUGGGAGACGGGCGGCGGCGCGCGGCCGGUGCUGCACCCGGGCGAGGUCGAGCAGGUGUGCUUCGUGGUGGAGGAGGCCGAGGGGACGAGGGCGCAGCCGGGCGAGGACGGCAGGAUCAUGUUUGGGGUUCUCGGGAUCGGGUGGAGGGGCGAGAUGGGGAAUAGGGGUUUUCUUUCUACGGGGAAGCUGGGCACGCGACACGUGGCGUGA
Colletotrichum phormii is the source of this 2523-nucleotide messenger RNA. RefSeq lists its product as uncharacterized. The record is from RefSeq and is a predicted model, not a curated record. Lineage: Eukaryota; Fungi; Ascomycota; Sordariomycetes; Glomerellales; Glomerellaceae. The coding region runs from base 1 to 2523 and encodes 840 amino acids. Gene Ontology annotation, molecular function: RNA binding. The transcript has 11 exons. Gene Ontology annotation, cellular component: nucleus.